CACAACAAACGUUCAUCUGACAACAACUAUAAUAAAAAUAAAACAAUUAUUUAGGUUAAAAGUAAAUUUACAACGACUAACAAUUUCUUAAACUCACACAUGAUUGAAAACCUCUUUUGAAUUAUGACAAUCACAAAAUUCUUAGUGAUUAUGACUUUAUGUGGAAUCCUUAAGGAAACAGAGGGUUACGACUACUGUACGGUGAAAGGUUGCCAACCGAGAGAACACACUAUGUGCAAGUAUCCCGCUAAUAAGCCCGACUGCAAGGUGGCGAGGUUGGGGCUGGACGUCGAACAUCGGAAGGAGCUUCUGAAAGUACACAAUGAGUUGAGGCAGAAAGUGGCCCAAGGGAAGGAAGAAGGCCAGCCACCGGCCGCUAAUAUGAUGAAGCUGAGCUGGAACAACGAAGCGGAGGACAUCGCUCAGAGGUGGGCUGAGCGGUGCACAUUUGCCCAUGACAAGUGUAGAACUAUGAAGGAUGGAACGCGCGCAGGACAGAACUUAGCAAAAGCAUCCAUAAACUCAGAAGUAGACACCAUUUCAAAGAUUGUAGUGAAGUGCAUCGGAAGUUUUUACAGUGAAGUGGAGUUUAUGGAUCCCGCCGUUGUCGCCAGCUUCCAAGGCACUACUGGUAAAGAUGGCAAGGACAUCGGGCACUACACUGCUCUCGUCAGUUCCAACACCACGCAAGUGGGCUGUGGCUUCGUACAAAAAAAAGAAAUUUAUUCCAAUAAAUUCCAGGACAUUUUCUUAGUUUGCAACUACGUGCCUACAGGGAAUUUGUUAUACAUGCCCCUCUACAAAGAGGGGCCGGCUUGCAGCGAAUGCCCCAGUGGAUCCAGGUGCAGCGAAAGGUACCCAGGGCUUUGUACUAACGAGAAAAACGAAUAUGAAGAUAUACCCAAACGACCCAAACGAGCCCAAGCGAUAAGCCUGCAUCCAUCUUGGUCUCUUCUAGUUGUCCUGUUCUUCAUACAAACAUACUAAGCUCUAUCAAAUAUGAUCGUCUCAUAUAUUUUUAAAUUCCACUUUUUGUGACAUACUUUUAGAUCUCAAUAUUGUUAGAUCUCAAUAAAUGUAAAAGUAUUAGUAUUAUCAAUAAAAUUGCUCUACUUUUGAGGUUUGAAGGUGAA
Messenger RNA from Homalodisca vitripennis (glassy-winged sharpshooter), 1133 nucleotides. Its product is annotated as scoloptoxin SSD976-like. The transcript has a single exon. The record is from RefSeq and is a predicted model, not a curated record. The coding region runs from base 124 to 987 and encodes 287 amino acids. NCBI's taxonomy places the organism in Eukaryota, Metazoa, Arthropoda, Insecta, Hemiptera, Cicadellidae. Gene Ontology annotation, cellular component: extracellular region.